Lolium perenne is the source of this 2092-nucleotide messenger RNA. Its product is annotated as dihydrolipoyllysine-residue acetyltransferase component 2 of pyruvate dehydrogenase complex, mitochondrial. Gene Ontology annotation, cellular component: pyruvate dehydrogenase complex. Gene Ontology annotation, biological process: pyruvate decarboxylation to acetyl-CoA. Lineage: Eukaryota; Viridiplantae; Streptophyta; Magnoliopsida; Poales; Poaceae. The record is from RefSeq and is a predicted model, not a curated record. Gene Ontology annotation, molecular function: dihydrolipoyllysine-residue acetyltransferase activity.
AAAGUUAACAAAUAGCCUGACCGCACCAACCGCCCCCUUCCUCCGUGAUUCUCCUCUACAUUUCCUUUUCCUCCAUCGGAAAGGCUUCCGAUCUCCGCCAAUUCCGUUGCCGUCGUCGUUGCCGUUGCCGGCGGCCACCAUGGCGCUCCUCCUCCGUCACUCCCGCAAGUUGCAAAGAGUGCACGGUGUCCUGGAUUACGAGCGUGGGAGCAUCGCUAGGCACUUCUCUGCCAGUGCCUGCUCCGCUGCUGUGAAGGAAGACGGUGUCUCAAGUUCUAGUGUUCAUGGGGACUAUGGGAAAAAAGUUGGAAGCUCGAGCAUUUUCCAAGAGAGGUUGUCUGGAAAAGGGCCCGGUACCUCUAAGGUAUCUCCACGAGAGGCAAGAGGAAGCUACAUCCCGAAGAGAAUGCAAUUUUCUGUUACUGGGGCCAAUAGUUUGUUCUCAUGUGGGCAUGUAGUUUCGGCAAGGCAGUUUUCGAGUGGUGCAGAUUUGCCAGCACACGAAGAAAUCGGGAUGCCUUCUCUGUCACCUACUAUGACUGAGGGAAAUAUUGCAAGGUGGGUGAAGAAGGAAGGAGACAAAGUUUCACCUGGUGAAGUUCUUUGCGAAGUGGAAACCGAUAAAGCUACCGUGGAGAUGGAAUGCAUGGAGGAAGGCUAUCUUGCUAAGAUUGUUUGUGGAGAUGGCGCAAAAGAGAUCAAAGUUGGCGAGAUUAUUUGCAUAACUGUGGAAGAGGAGGGGGACAUUGAGAAAUUUAAGGACUAUAAGGCUUCAUCCUCUGCUUCAGCUGCACCUCCAGCUGAAUCGAAACCCCAGUCUGAGGCCCCAGAACCAAAAGAGGAGAAGAAAGAGCUGUCCAAGGCUCCCGAGCCAAAGGCUACAAAGACUGAAGAGUCAGGGGAUCGCUUAUUCUCCAGUCCUGUCGCCAGAAAGUUGGCAGAAGACAACAACGUACCGCUUUCAAGCUUAAAAGGUACUGGUCCAGAUGGGCGUAUUUUGAAGGCAGACAUUGAGGAUUACUUGUCCUCUGCCGCCAAGGAUACGAAGAAGGAAGCUUCAGCAGCUCCAGGACUAGGCUAUGUGGAUCUUCCAAAUACACAAAUAAGGAAGGUUACUGCAAACCGCUUGCUGCAAUCUAAGCAGACCAUCCCUCACUACUAUCUGACAGUUGAAAGUCGAGUUGACAAACUUAUUAAAUUGCGGAGCGAGUUGAACCCUCUGCAGGAUGCCUCUGGUGGGAAGAAGAUAUCUAUAAACGACCUUGUUAUUAAGGCUGCAGCAUUGGCUCUUCGUAAGGUUCCCGCGUGUAACAGUUCCUGGAUGAACGAUUUUAUUCGCCAGUAUCACAAUGUGAACAUUAAUGUUGCUGUACAAACCGAGCAUGGUUUGUUUGUUCCAGUAGUUAGGGACGCAGACAAGAAAGGCUUGGCUACUAUUGCCGAUGAGGUGAAGCAGUUGGCUCAAAGAGCAAGGGAUAACAGUCUAAAACCAUCAGAAUACGAGGGUGGCACUUUCACCGUCUCAAAUUUGGGAGGCCCUUUCGGAAUUAAGCAAUUCUGUGCCAUCGUAAAUCCUCCCCAAUCAGCAAUUUUGGCUAUUGGCUCUGCUGAGAAGAGGGUGAUCCCUGGAGCUGAGGGUCAGUUCGAAGUCGGUUCCUUCAUGUCAGCCACGCUAAGCUGUGACCACCGGGUCAUUGAUGGCGCCAUCGGUGCGGAAUGGCUGAAGGCAUUCAAGGGCUACAUCGAGAACCCGACAACCAUGCUGCUGUAGGGAGCUAUUUUCUUCUGUAAAUGAUGAUGAGAGCAAUUUUCUCCUUCAUAGGCUCUCACUAAUAAAGAUCACAAAAUAACCACAUCUCAAUUUUUUCCCGCCCUUUUCUUGCUGUGCAUAACCUCGGUAACGAGGGCUGGAAACCGAGAUCAAAAAGAGCAGAGUCAGCGCAGGCUGUUUAACUUGUUCCUGGGCAAAUUCAGGCUGGUGCAAAUUUGUUGCCUACUUUUGUGCCGGUUUCGGCCGAAUCUGAUUUCAGAAAUACCCUGUACCAGUUUUUUUUUUCUUUGGUAGGCGAAGUAUCUGCUCAUAGCGAGACAA